AUGGAUACCGAUUCCCCUGUCGGCACGAAACGAAAGGCGGAGGAAGAUCCCGAUGAGUCUCGUGCGCCCCGCCGCAUUCGCGCCCUUGACCCCAACGUCGUCAACAAAAUCGCUGCUGGAGAGAUCAUCGUCGCUCCCGUCAAUGCCCUGAAGGAGCUGAUUGAGAAUGCCGUCGAUGCAGGCGCCACCUCAGUAGAGGUCCUUGUCAAGGAGGGCGGCCUCAAACUUCUGCAGAUCACCGACAACGGCUGUGGUAUCCAAAAAGGCGACCUGGAGAUUCUCUGCGAGCGUCACACCACUUCCAAAAUUACCUCAUUCGAGGACCUCACCUCCAUCGCCACAUAUGGCUUCCGAGGCGAGGCACUAGCAAGUAUUAGCCACAUCGCACACCUCUCCGUCACCACCAAAACCAGUGAUUCCAACUGCGCAUGGCGUGCUCAUUACCUCGAUGGCAAGCUGGCGCCCGCCAAACCCGGUCAGCCCGCCGACCCAAAGCCAACCGCCGGUCGCCAGGGCACCCAGAUCAGUGUCGAAGACCUGUUCUUCAACGUCCCGACCCGUAGAAGAGCUUUCAGAUCCCCCGCCGAAGAGUACAACAAAAUCAUUGACGUCGUGGGCCGCUACGCCAUCCACUGCAAGGGAGUGGGCUUCUCCUGUAAGAAGCAUGGCGAGUCGGGCACAAGCAUCUCCAUACAAGCACUUGCCACCGAGGUCGAUCGCAUUCGCCAGAUCUAUGGAUCAAGCGUUGCCAACGAGUUGAUGGAGUUUGACACCUCUGAAGACCGCUGGGGUUUCAAAGCGAACGGCUGGGCAACAAAUGCCAACUAUCACAUCAAGAAGACUACUCUACUCCUCUUCAUCAAUCACCGGUCCGUGGACUCUAGCAAUAUCAAGAAGGCCCUUGAGCAGUUGUACGCCACAUUUCUGCCAAAGGGAGGCCGCCCCUUCAUCUACCUCAGCCUGGAGAUUGACCCUUCCCGCGUCGAUGUCAAUGUGCAUCCCACCAAAAGGGAAGUGCACUUCCUCAACGAGGAUGACAUCAUCCAGUCCAUCUGUGAACACAUCCGGUCGAAACUCGCUGAGGUGGACACAAGCCGCACCUUCAUGACACAGAGCCUGCUGCCAGGUAGCCAGCUGAUGCACAUAUCGAACCAGGAGGAAACUGAAGGCAGCCCAAGUACCCCGGACAAACAAACGCCAGGCUCCAAACGGCCACGAAGGAACUCCAACAACCUCGUCCGUACCGAUACAAGCUUGCGCAAAAUUACCAGCAUGCUCCCUGCUGCAGCAGUUGCUGCAACACCAUCCAAAGCGCCGCCAUCCGCCGGUGAGAGUGCGUUGUCCGUCUCAGAAAACAUUCAGUAUGAGAUUGUGAAUAAGCCUUUCGCUCAGAUGAAGCUUACUAGCGUCAAAGAGCUUCGUGCCGAGGUCAGAGAAGACAUGCACAAUGACCUCACCGAAAUAUUUGCCAACCACACUUUCGUCGGUGUCGUCGACGAGCGGCGGCGCUUAGCAGCUAUCCAGGGCGGCGUGAAGCUGUACUUGAUUGACUAUGGCCGCGCUUGUUUCGAGUACUGCUAUCAAGUCGGCCUCACCGACUUUGGCAACUUCGGCACAAUCCGCUUCACUCCCCCGCUUGACCUACGAGAGGUCCUUCGUAUUGGAGCCGAGAUGGAGAAGAACAACGUCGAGUCAGAGGAAGAAGACUUUGACGUGGAUGUGGUCGUCGAAAAGGUCGCCGCACAGCUUAUUGAGCGGCGUGAGAUGAUUGGCGAAUACUUUUCCCUCGAAGUCAGCCCUGCGGGAGAGCUACUCAGCAUUCCCCUUUUGAUCAAGGGUUACACUCCGCCUAUGGUCAAGCUGCCCCGCUUCCUGCUCCGCCUUGGGCCAUGCGUCAACUGGAAUGACGAGAAGCCGUGCUUUGAGCUCUUUUUGAAGGAGCUUGCGACCUUUUACGUGCCCGAGCAGCUGCCGCCAACCAUCGGAGGCGCCGAGGACAACGAGGAGACGGCGAACAUGGACGAGGAGAUCGCAAUGCGGCGGAGAAAUGUGCGUUGGGCCGUCGAGCAUAUCUUCUUUCCAGCCUUCAAGGCGCGGUUAGUUGCGACAACAUCGAUGAUGAAGGCGGCUGUGUUGGAGGUUGCUGAUCUAAAGGGGUUGUAUCGCGUAUUUGAGCGAUGUUGA
This is a messenger RNA of Colletotrichum chrysophilum, 2184 nucleotides long. RefSeq lists its product as uncharacterized. Gene Ontology annotation, biological process: mismatch repair. Bases 1 to 2184 code for a protein of 727 amino acids. Gene Ontology annotation, cellular component: MutLalpha complex. The record is from RefSeq and is a predicted model, not a curated record. The transcript is spliced from 3 exons. Gene Ontology annotation, molecular function: mismatched DNA binding; ATP binding; ATP hydrolysis activity. Lineage: Eukaryota; Fungi; Ascomycota; Sordariomycetes; Glomerellales; Glomerellaceae.